AUGUCGAAGAGAAAACUCAUAGUAGCCAUACUACUGUGCUCGAUCUUCAUGGUAGUGGAAUACGUUGGCGGAAUCAAAGCUCAUAGCUUGGCCCUUCUCACGGAUGCAGCUCACCUAAUAGUGGAUGUUGUUUGCUUUGCAAUCUCUAUCUUUUCUCUCUAUGCAUCUGGAAGGAAAGCAACACCAAGGCUGAGCUACGGGUAUUUCAGAAUCGAGAUUCUUGCGAAUCUUGUUUCUAUACUACUUCUUUGGGCUCUCACUGGGUGGAUUGUCCAUGAAGCAAUCACAAGGCUAAACCAUAAGAAGAGAGAAACCAAAGGAUCUCUUAUGUUUGGAGUUGCUUCCUUUGGCCUUAUCGUCAACUUCGCCAUGGUUUUCUUGUUUGGCCAUCAUGAUCACCAUAACCAGGAAGAAGAUGGAGGCAGCACCGAGGUUUUGGUGAAUAACGGAACCUCAGAGGGAGAAGAAGCUAAGAACAUUAAUGUACAAGGAGCUUAUCUUCAUGCAAUUACAGAUUUAAUCCAGAGUGUAGGAGUGACGAUAAGUGCUGGAUUUAUCUGGUGGAAGCCGAAAUGGAAAAUUCUUGAUCUGAUCUGCACAAUGAUCUUUGCGGUUCUGGUAUUUGGAAGAACCAUAUGUACCGUGGUGAAGCUAUUUGGCAUUCUGAUGGAGAUAGCUCCAAAAAAGAUCGAUUGUACUAAAUUCGCCGAGGGUCUCUGCGGGUAUGGAAGAAGUCAUUUCGGUCCACGAGCUUCACGUUUGGGCUAUAACGAUUGGCAAAGUUUGUUUGACUUGUCAUGUUAA
Molecule: messenger RNA, 804 nt
Organism: Arabis nemorensis
Lineage: Eukaryota; Viridiplantae; Streptophyta; Magnoliopsida; Brassicales; Brassicaceae
Source: the annotation of a GenBank genome assembly